CCCCGCAAAAAACCGCUCCUAUCGAUCCGUCGAGGACACAGAGCCGCCGUCCUCGUGCGAUCUCGCUGCCGUCGCCCUCCGAUCCGUUCCUCCUCGUUUCCCGAGGAUACGCAGCUGGAUCCGCCGAUGCCGAUCCAGGCAGACGCGGCCGUCGUGGAUCACGAGGACACCGCCACCACCGGCGCCUCGGAUACGUCGCCCGUUGCGGAUUAGGAUCCCCAGGACGCCGACGCCACCGCGGAUCCACUGCCACGCACAGCUCGGGCCCGAGCCGCGAUGGGCUCAGCUGUGGCCGCUGCCGCGUGCGCCCUUCGUCUCCAGGCUCGGCGAGCCCCGCCGCCAGCCACCCCCAACCCACACGGAGUGGGCCGCCUCGAUGCACGCCUACUACGCGGCCGCCGCCUCCGCCGCCGGGAUCCCCUAUGCCGCGUGGCCGCUGCCGCCGCAGGCCCAGGACGCAGCAGCACGGCCUGGUGGCGGCCGGGCCGGGGGCCGCGUAUGGCGCGCCGGUGCCGUUCCCCAUGUACCACCACCCCGCGGCGGCGUACUACGCGCACGCGCACGCCUCCAUGGCCGCGGGGGUGCCUUACAUGGCCGGCGAGUCUGCCUCGGCGGCAGGGAAAGGGAAGAGGGUGGGGAAGACACGACGUGUCCCUUCCGGCGAGAUCAAUUCCAGCUCCGGGAGCGGCGAUGCCGGGAGCCAGGGGUCAUCGGAGAAGGGAGAUACGGGCGCCAAUCAGAAGGGCUCAUCAUCAUCUGCGAAGAGGAGGAAGUCCGGCGCUGCAAAUACAGAAGAUGGGUUAUCAGUUAUCACAAACCAUAAUUCCUGGAUACAAGGUGAGCCAUCUCAGGCUGCCACAGUGCAGAAUGCUGUAACCGAGCCGCCAUUGGAAGACAAGGAGAGGUCUACAUCCAAACUGUUAGUUUUGGCACCUGGGAGGGCGGCACUCACCAGUGCUGCACCGAACUUGAAUAUUGGGAUGGAUCCCUUGAGCGCUUCUCCAUCCUCCAUAGUACAGGGGGAGGUGAAUGCCGCAGCUUCUUCCCAGAGUAACGCUUCACUGUCUCAGAUGGUAUAGUUUUCCGUUAUGAAUUCUUUUCUUCAAAGGAAGGUCUCUGUUUCUUCCAGACCUCCAGCCUCUGCACUGUCAUGAUUUUUGAGAGCGUGGUAAAAUUGGCAAUUGUCAUGAAUGAAUAGUAGUUUUCCUCUCAUUUUGGAAAAUACAAAUAGUGCAUUUACUUGCAACUUGGUUUUACUUUAGCCCUCUUUUAUAAAAAUGUGGUGACAAAUAGCAUGUAAAUGUUUUUCAGAUUGCAUCUUAUAUGAUUAUAACAACCAUACUUUCCUGCACUUGUUUAUUUCCUGGUGAGCGUGUGGCACACUGGCACUAGAAGUAGAGAAAUGAUAGUUAUAAAAUUUAGGUUCAACGUUAUGGACGUUUGACUGUUAAGUUAGGUCCGCACAAUGAUCUCUCCGCAUGAGAGUGCUCCAGAUAGGUUAUGCUGGACAUAAUGUCUGAAACAAUCACCCAUUUUUGUUGUUUCAGAAAUUUAAGCGAUGGCUUCAUAGUGAAGUAUGCAAUCACUAAAAGUUUUGGCCAUCUGGGAUCAUCUCAGGCUUCCAGAAUUUUAAUUAGAAUAUACUUUCUACUGCUUCUUGAGCAAUGCUGCCUAAUAUACUUGAUUUGUUUUAACUGGACUUGAUUACAGUAGGGAUGUUUAGUCAAGUGUUCCUAUGAGCUAUUACCUGCAUGUUGCUAAAAUUAUCUUCUCGGGAUAAUAUAUUUGACAUUCUGAACUCAGCUGAACAGCGAAACAUAUCCAGUUUAGGCAAGUAAGACAACACUGUAUCGAUUUUCUAGGCCAGCAAAUGAAUUAACUUAAGAUUAUUUGAUGGUAUAAAUUCUGAACUCAGUUGUCUUAGCCCCUAUAAAGGUUAAAUUUUCUCUUUAAUGUUUAGGCUUCCAGGAUACUAUAGUAUAGUAACACUGAGCAAAUUAAGCUGGUCCACAGUUGAGGGAGAGGGGAGGGGGUGUGAGAGAGAGGGUGAGAAAGAGAGGGAGAGGGGAGGGGUGUGAGAGAGAGGGUGGGAAAGAGAGAAAGAGCGAGGGUGGGAGAGAGAAGUGGACAAUGGUUGCUUCAACACCGCUGUGGGUAUACUGCCAUGUGACGAGGGAGUAUUGUUCAUAGACCCUCCUAUACACUACAUGGAUCUAAGAUUUUGUUCCAUGAUACUAGAGUCAACACGAGGUCAAAAGUUUUGCGAGAAGGAAACUUUCCAGACGUUGGCAACAUAAUUUGAUAGCUGGCCUGGGAUAGACAAAGACAUCUCAUCGUGCAACAUGGUAAGUAUUUUGUCUAAUGUUAUCAUGGUUUAUUGUUAUUUCUAAUAGCUCCACUUGUAGAUUUAUCUUUCCUAGGCAUUCAUCGACAAAGAGGCAUGUCGUCUAUAUAUUAUGGACCCUAUUCAAACAUCACAAUCGUCAGAGGACAAAAAUUUGAGUCAUGCACUAAAAUUUAAAAGUUUUGCAAGAGAUUUCAAAGAAGCACUCGAAAUAAAGCUGCCUGGUUGGAAUUCCGAUAUAUCUAAAUGACAACGUUUAUUUCCAUUUGGUAUUCCAACGAGUAUAGAGGGGAAUGUGUCUGGCUAUUUUGUUUUUCAUUUUAUGCAUUGGUCAAGCCGGUUUGCGCGGAUGGGUAUGAGUUGAGGAAGCAGUUUUUAUUAUACUUGUUAAAACAUCGUGCGAGUGAAGCUAAAUGCAACUUUCCUAAUAUUGUGAAGAAUUUCUUAGGCGCAUCAUCUAGAUAUUAAUAGUUUUGUAAUAGAUGUGAAGGUCGAACAUCGCUCAAUUUGGUACAUGGACAUGUCGUUAAUCUUUUUCUUUUAUCAAUUUAUAUUGCAAAAAUGGACUUCAAUUAUUUAAUAAUUGUGUUUGUGUUA
Molecule: messenger RNA, 2941 nt
Organism: Triticum aestivum (bread wheat)
Lineage: Eukaryota; Viridiplantae; Streptophyta; Magnoliopsida; Poales; Poaceae
Product: DNA-binding protein EMBP-1-like
Exons: 9
Coding region: 423-1079 (218 amino acids)
Biological process (GO): regulation of DNA-templated transcription
Cellular component (GO): nucleus
Molecular function (GO): DNA-binding transcription factor activity; sequence-specific DNA binding
Source: RefSeq, a predicted model, not a curated record